AUCCUGAUGGAUCCAAGAUUGGUAAAGUCCGCUCAACUGGGAGACACAGGCGCGCUUAAUGAAUUACUAGAAGGCGAUCCCCUGAUAUUGGACAGAGUUGCUUUAUCUCAGAUUGCAGAAACUCCAUUGCAUAUUGCUACGCUUGCAGGGAGAGCCAACUAUGUAAGAGAACUUCUGAGUCUAAAGCCUUCUUUUGCAGAGGAACUGAACAAAGAUGGCUUCACUCCUUUGCACAUAGCCGCAGCCAAAGGAAGCACUGAGGUAGUGAGAGAGCUAUUAUCAUUGAAGCUUGGGCCUAACCUGUGCCUCCUCAAGGACAAGUUUGGGAUGAACCCACUUCAUCAUGCAGCCAUAAGAGGAAGGGUUGGUGUGAUUCAAGAGUUGGUAUCCUUCUGUCCUGAUGCAGCCAAACAAGUCACUGCUCAAGGUGAGACUUCUCUUCACCUUGCUGUGAAGAAUCACCAGUUUGAAGCAGUUAGGAUUUUGAUGAAGUUUUGUGGGGAAGAUGAUGAGAUUAUGAGCUCAAGGGACAAAGAUGGAAGAACAGCCCUGGAGAUUGCUAUGGCUACGGAACAACUCCAAGUAAGAUUAUAUGAUAAAAUUGCUAUUUUUCUUUUCAAGCUCCGCAUCAUCCUGUUUCAUAUGCAGUAAAAUUAUAGCUGAAUAAUUUAGAUGAGUUUAAUUAGAGAUUUCAAUUGAAGGAUUCUGAAUCUAAGAUUAUGUGAGCACAUACAGGACUAUCUUAUUCAUGGAAAUAGCUUCUCGAUAAUACAAAUAUGAUGAUUUUUUUUUUUUGGCCUGAAUCAGAUAUAUGGAAUUGAAUUUACCUUCAUGAUUUUAUUUUUUUCCUUUUUAUUGCCGAUGUUCUUCAUCAUAAUAACAUCAAAAAGAACAACUCACUAAUAUUUGCUUAAAGCAAUUGUUCGGUUUUUAUAGAUUGACUAACUGGUGAACUUAAAGUCAACAGCUAAUAGUCAAUGCACCAGCUAAAUAAAUAGUUAUAUACAAACAGACACAAAUGUACACUGUUAUUAUUGAUAGCAAGUCAUUAAGGAGGUACACCUAGCUAGAGAUUUUGAUAAUCAAAUACUUCCUUUGGUCACAAAUAUAAGAUUUGGAUAACUAAUUCGUAAAGAUUAAUGAAAUUUGUUAAGUUA
Messenger RNA from Neltuma alba, 1157 nucleotides. RefSeq names its product ankyrin repeat-containing protein BDA1-like. Gene Ontology annotation, molecular function: protein binding. Bases 7 to 651 code for a protein of 214 amino acids. NCBI's taxonomy places the organism in Eukaryota, Viridiplantae, Streptophyta, Magnoliopsida, Fabales, Fabaceae. The record is from RefSeq and is a predicted model, not a curated record. The transcript has a single exon.